Molecule: messenger RNA, 4673 nt
Organism: Strongylocentrotus purpuratus (purple sea urchin)
Lineage: Eukaryota; Metazoa; Echinodermata; Echinoidea; Camarodonta; Strongylocentrotidae
Exons: 11
Coding region: 306-2621 (771 amino acids)
Biological process (GO): signal transduction
Molecular function (GO): protein binding
Source: RefSeq, a predicted model, not a curated record
GAGUUGAGAUAUGAUGUCUGCACUGUACUAGUACUGUGUGUCGAUGAGGAUUAGUCAUCGGCCAGUCAUCGGCUCAUCACUUGCUAUUAAUACCAGACAGAGCUACUGGUUUGGUACCAUUAGCCGAAAGCAGCCUGCCAAAAUGUGCCAGUAUACUACCCGAUGAACUAAACAAGGAAAUAUACAUCUACGAUUCAGAUUUGGUUUAGUCGCCCUCGGUUUGCUCGCACACAGACGUGGAUGUGUGCCAUUUCUGGAUGAAUAGUACUUAAGAUCCAAAUGAAACUUGCUCUGGUGACAUCUUGAUGCCAUUACCUAAGUCUCCAGUCUCUCAACCCUCCCAGUUACCCCUUGACUUAUCCCAACCCUCUCUAUCUACACACAACACUCUUAUAUUUACCACACAUUCCUAUUUUUCUUUGGUUUCUACUUCCAUUUCCUCCUCAACAAUAACAUCAUCACCACCACUACAACCACUCCCACCUUCUUUAUCAUCAUCAUACCCCCUUGUUUCUGAGCAUCAAGACAAAUUAAUUUUGGAAUCUACUGUCAUAGAAACAUCUCCGACUUCUUCCUCUUCUGUGCUGUCUCAAUCUCACAAACUCAAGCAAAGCUCCUCAAUUAUGUCUGCUACUUCGUUAUCAUCUACCUCCUCACAACCCCUUCUAGAAUCCCCAUCAACAGUAGCUCCUUCUUCUCUACCAUCCUCUAGCAUCACCUCCUCUCCCCCUUCCUCCUCUCCACCUUCCUCCUCUACCACCACCUCUUCCCCUACCACCUCUUCCCCACCAGCCUCCUCCAUUCUACCUGUUCCCUCUGCAAUGGAAUCUCCGGACUCCACUACAUCUAAUACAGUAAAAAUGGAGGAUAAAUUGCUAGAUGACAUGAAGGAGGAUUUGAUGAAGCUCCGUGAUAUGUCUUCAUGGUCUACUCCUGAGGCAGCUCAACUUGUCAAAGGUAUCAGUGCUUGUUAUUGGAAUGCUGAGGGUCAUCAGCAAGAAGUGGCAGAAGCCUUUUGUGAACUGCAGGGAUCUGAACUGUUCAUCAACAUGAUACUAGCUUUGAACAAGGAAGGCCUAUUCAGUCAAAAUCCAACGUGGCAGACUGCUUUCUACAUUUAUAACACUCUAUGGAACCUCAGUGAUGCCAGUUUGACCCUUGCCCUUCGUCUUGGUCAAGGAGGAAUGAUCAAGCUUUGUACAACCAACAUCUCCCACAAACCUUACAGAGAUAAUAUGGUUCAAAAGAAUGUGUUAUUUCUAAUCAAAGCGUCACUGAAUAUUCUGCACAACUUAGCCAAGGCACCUGGUAACAAGCAUGUAUAUCGAGAAGAGAAGGUGGUAGAGAGUAUGGAACCAUUCCUAGAGGGAGACCCUUAUCUCAAAGCCGUCAGUAUGAUGACUCUAGCUUAUAUUGUUGAAGAAGGACAAGAAGAGAUUCUAGCAGAGAAGGGAACCAAUACCAUAGAAUACCUAGUUGAAAUCCUGAAAGACGCUCAGAACAGUAAAGAUAAAAGAUGUCAAGGGUUAUCGGUUGAGGAAGUGACUGCUGCUCUGGGAAGAUUAGCUGUUCAUGACAACAAUAAAUACAAGAUUGUAGAAGCAGGGGGACUCCCUCUCAUGAUAAGUAUGCUGCAUGAUGAAAGUGUUGAAACACAAGAAGCCUCAGCUCAUGCUGUAUGGAACCUGGCUUUCUCUGAUGAUGUGAGUGAGAAACUGAGAAGUAACACAGACUGUAUGAUGGCAUUACAAGAUCUCUCGACUAGUUCCUCAUCAGAAGUUGCUAAGGCUGCUAAUGGUGCAUUGUGGGUAAUCAACAAAGAGGGAGAGAAGAAGGAUCUGGUGAAGGAGAAUGAGGAUGAUACUGGAUUGGGACAUAGUCUUUCUAGAAAGCAGCCACAUAUAAUGCUGAGCUACCAGUGGGGUUGUCAACCAUUAGUCCUUAAAAUGAGAGAUGUAUUGGCGAAAGCUGGAUACAACAUUUGGGUUGAUGUUGACUGCAUGUAUGGUUCUACAUUACAAGCUAUGGCUGAAGCCAUUGAGAAUGCCUGCGCCAUUGUCAUGUGUAUGUCAGAGAGAUACAAAGAGAGCCCAAACUGUAGAACAGAAGCUGAAUAUGCAUUUCAACUGCGAAAGCGUAUCAUCCCUGUGAUGAUGGAAGAAUACUACCAGCCCGAUGGCUGGCUUGGUAUCAUCCUUGGUGCUAAGUUCUAUAUGGAUUUCUCUGGGAGGCUAGACAUUGAGGAAGAAAUGAACAAGUUACUCAAGGAAGUUCAGAUGCAUUCUGCAGAAGCCAAGAUUAUUUACAAAGAUGAUACUGAUGAUGGAGUUUUGGUUGGUGCUAGUAUUUCAUUUCCUCUAGAGAGUGCAGGGAUAUCAAUUAAAAUGGAGAGCUUGGAUUGGUCUGCAUCUCAAGUACAGGAUUGGCUCAUAGAAAAUGAGUUAGAGCACUUGCGACCAUUGAUGGCUGAAUAUAAUGGUAAGCUACUCAAUCAGCUCUACAAAAUGAGACAAGAGGCUCCAGAUUUCUUCUACUUGAGCAUUAAAGAAGACUUUGGCCUGAAAAAAUUGAUUGACAUCUUAAGAUUUACAGAAGCACUUGACUCAUUGCUCAGUAAUUAAAUCAGCUUUCUAUUAGGUCUUCAUUAGCUAAGCAAAGGCUAACCUAGACAACUCAGCCCAAGAUUUGGUCUUUAUUGACUACACGGACUAACUCAGCUCAAGGUUUGGUCUUUAUUGACUAGUCAAAGACUAAUUUGGUUCUAUAUUCGGUCUUGAUUCAAUUCUGAUGGAAAAAAAUAAUUUAUUGUUGUUAAUGAUUGGCUCUUCCAAAGAACCUAAGCCUGUACAUGUGUCUGAAAAUCAUUGCCCCAUUUUUUUUUCUCUCUCUCUCUCUCUGUAUGUCUUAAAUCAACUCUGAAGCGCAUGUCAAGAGGCAUUUCAUAUUGCCAACUGAUCAGUGUUAAUGUUAUAUCAAGCAUUCCUCACAUUUAUAACUUUUUACAUCUUAACAUAAGUAUAUACUGCCUACGACUCAACAAUAACUUUUCAUGAACUCAUACUCAAUAUUCUAUUCUUAAACCAUCAUCAUAGGUUUUGUAUAGAUUUUUUUUCUUUUUCCAAGUACAUCUGUGUACAUCAUUGUAAAUGAAAUCUAAUAAUGGUUGAAGCCAUAUGCCACUCUUGUGCUAUAUUUGUAUAUGGUAAUAUAUUGACUAUGCAUACUACUCUAUCUUUCAUCAGAUUUAAUGUCAAUAUUUGGGAAACUUUGAAGUAUUUUGUCAUCUUGUUCCAUAUAUUACCAAGUAUUGUGGAGUUCAGAUCAUAACUUGAUAUAUGUCAAUUAACUUCAAAUUAGGUCUGAUACAUGGUCUGGUUUGGCCAUUAACGUCAUAAUAAUGAAAUAAAAUGUAAUAUGUUGUCGUUAACAUGUGGGACAAUAUAGCUUUGACUUGCAGAAUACAAAAGGUCUUGUACAGUCAUUGGUACAGGAGUUGUGGUUCAAGAGUUUUAACUCUUAAAUGGAGAUACAAAGUCAUGGUUUUUAGCAGUGGCAUAUGUCCUUUGGCGAGACAUAAUGCAAAUGUGCCACUUUGCACCCAGGGGGGGGGGGGGGGGCUGGUAGAUGCCAAAAGCAAUAGUUAUUGAAUUCUCUGACAUGCAUUCUUUUAUAGUGGUCAUACGGUGAGAAUAUGCCAUUGAGAACGAAACAGUUAUGUGCAUGCAUUGCAAUUCUUAUUACAUGUCUGGUUAUGAAAGCUGUGUGCCAAAAAUGACAAAGUUUUAGGGUUUAUUAUUAGUACAUGUAUUUGUUUAGUGAACACAUGCAGUUUUAGAUUUUAUUGUUUGUUUUUACCAUUUCUGGUGCUCUGAAGUUUAUUUUAUUUUAACAAAAAUUAAUUUGUGAUGAAAUUUAUUUCUGAAAUGUUUAUGAUUUGCAAUAAUUUUCCUUUCAUGUUGUGGUUUGGAUGUGGUACCAGUGUUCUAUUCCUGGGUACAUCAGUCAAUAUUUGGAAUUCUACAGUGAAAUUUUGUUUUAAGAGUAUUGUUUAUGAAGAUUUUUAUUUUUCUACUUUUAUAAAGAAGGAUUGUACAUAUUAUACAAAGAUAUGGUGAUGCCUAUUUACAUCACAGUUAUAUGUGCAGAUAAGACACCCUUACAUGCAAUCACUUACUAUGCUAUGUGCAAUUAGAUGUACAUGUAUACUGCCGAACCUUACAGGUAAUAAUAAAAUAGAACUAUAUACAGUGUAAUAAUGCUUUUGAAAGCUAUUUGAAAGUUUCAAGCAAUUUGAUAAUUGAACAAAUGUUUAAUGUCUUUCAUAUCCUUGUGUAUUUUGUGUUUACUUUACAGCAUUAACUGCACGUUUUCACAUUGAUAAUUGAUCAAUUGUUGUGUUCCCCAAAUUGAGACAUACUUAGUUAUUUUGGUGCUUAUGACAAUUCGGAAUGAUUUUGUAUAAAAGACCAUAGAAUGGUAAAUCGUAUCUAUAAGUUGUUAGCUACUGGAAUUAAGUAGCUAAGUUGAAGUGAUUUGUUUAGCUUCUACAUAAUUAAAUGAAAUGCUGUUAACCCAAGAUAGGUAUAUGUGGGCAGUUUGAAUUGAAAGUAGAAAAGAAUAGUUGUAAGAUUAUGUGAAUGUGUGAAGUAGAACAUAUAUGAUUAACAAAAUGA